Molecule: messenger RNA, 2000 nt
Organism: Cucurbita maxima (winter squash)
Lineage: Eukaryota; Viridiplantae; Streptophyta; Magnoliopsida; Cucurbitales; Cucurbitaceae
Product: TOM1-like protein 1
Exons: 4
Coding region: 638-1834 (398 amino acids)
Biological process (GO): protein transport to vacuole involved in ubiquitin-dependent protein catabolic process via the multivesicular body sorting pathway
Molecular function (GO): phosphatidylinositol binding; ubiquitin binding
Source: RefSeq, a predicted model, not a curated record
GAUAAAAUUUGGGGGAAUUUGGCGGUCGGUGUUGGGAACUCGAUUGCCGUUUGAGAAAAUGGGCUGUUGUGAUUUUUUUUGAACGGGUUGUUGAAAAUUUGUUUGGAUUUAGAGGAUUGAAGUAGGUUUUUGAUGGCUCCUCGUGCAUGCUAUGUUUUAUGCCUUUUCAAUUUUUUGGUUUCUUCGAGACGGAGAGAUUUUUAGUUUUCUUUAUGAGGAAUUGCAAAGAUUUUCAUUUGUGUUUAGAGUUUUCUGUUUCAUGGAUGUAGAUUACAAACGAAGAUUUUAAGAAUUUUCGUUCGGUUUUCAAUUUUGGAUAUAUAUUGGUAGGUUAAGAGAUUUUUGUAGCAAUAAUUAAGCCACUUUCAAUGAUAAAAAAAAGGAUGAUGUGUUUUCUCUUACCUUUUAGCUUCUAGGUUUUCUAGAUUCGGGUCUCCGAAGUUUUGGAUUUAGCUCGUAUACUUUAUUAUGCUUGCCAAGAAAAUGAGAAUCAUUUGAAACGUAUUCCAUGUUGUAUGUUCUGCUAACAUGAAUUUCCUCCAGGUAUAGAAUGCUGCAGUUGUUUUUAAAUGAGAGACAACUUUUGCUCAAAGGGGACUCUCUUUAGGAUUUGUCUUGAUUUUGUUCGGUUGCAAAGAUGAGUGACAAUUUGAUGGAUAAAGUUAGUGCCUUGGGUGAACGCCUAAAGAUUAGUGGGACAGAGAUGAGCCGGAAGAUGAGUGCAGGUGUCAGUUCUAUGAGUUUCAAAAUGAAGGAACUCUUUCAAGGUCCUAACCAGGACGAUAAACUUGUUGAAGAUGCCACAUCAGAGACACUGGAAGAGCCGGAUUGGGCCCUGAAUCUUGAAAUCUGUGACAUGGUUAAUUCUGAAAAAAUCAACAGCAUAGACUUGAUUCGUGGGAUUAAAAAACGAAUAAUGGUAAAAAGCCCCAGGAUCCAGUAUUUGGCAUUGGUGCUGCUUGAGACGUGUGUUAAAAAUUGUGAGAAGUGUUUCUCCGAGGUGGCAGCGGAGAGAGUUCUUGAUGAGAUGGUGAAGCUAAUUGAUGAUCCGCAAACUGUUGUCAAUAAUCGGAACAAAGCUUUAAUGUUGAUUGAAGCAUGGGGGGAAUCAACUGGUGAACUUCGUUAUUUGCCUGUUUAUGAAGAAACGUACAAGAGUUUAAAAUCAAGAGGUAUUCGAUUCCCUGGUCGGGACAAUGAGAGUCUUGCACCCAUUUUCACUCCUCCUCGCACAAUUUCCGCUACGGAGACAGAAGCCAGUCAUAUCGAACAGUUUCAUCACGAUAUUCCCGUGCAAACCUUUACAGCUGAAGAAACAAAGGAAGCAUUUGACGUCGCAAGGAACAGCAUUGAGCUUCUCUCAACAGUGUUAUCCUCAUCACCCGCUCAGGAUACUUCAGAGGAUGAUCUGACCGGGACACUCGUACUACAAUGUCGCCAAUCACGAUCAGCCAUCCAAAGAAUUAUCGAGACCGCUGAAGACAACGAGGCCCUUCUUUUCGAGGCAUUGAAUGUGAAUGAUGAAAUUCAGAAAGUCCUUUCAAAGUGCGAAGAUCUGAAGAAGCCCUCAACAACUUCUCCACGUGAACAAGAACCUGCCAUGAUACCCAUUGCUGGGGAACCUGAUGAAUCUCCGAGUCACGCCAAGGAAGAAGAUGCUCUGGUCAGAAAAGCUGCCACUUCCGGCAGCCGGCCUGGCGGCGGAAGCAGUGAUGAAAUGAUGGAUGAUCUUGAUGAGAUGAUAUUUGGGAAGAAAGGUGGAAGUGCAUCUGAUCGGGGACAGGAACCCAAGAAGCCAGAUUCAUCAAAAGACAAUGAUCUCAUUUCCUUUUGAUUUUGAGCUUUUGGUUUGAACUGAUUCAUGAUAAUCACACUCUCAAUUUUUAGAAAGAUUUAUUUGAUGUUAAAAGAUCUUUAUGUAACUUUACAUGUUUAGCUGCAUUUUAUUAUAAACUUCUACACUAACUAAUGCACAUUUUCUAUUAUGAACUUCCAAGUGU